CCCAGGCAGUGACAUCCCAAACAUUUUGACAGCAAAGAGUUGUAAAAAUCACUUUGUAUUUUUUGCAAAAAAAACACCAAAAUAGUGCAUUUCCUCGUACAAUUUAUGUUCUUUUGGAUGCAUUAACAACCAAUAAUGACAUGGCGCAAUAGCAGGCAUUGAGGAAAACAGUGUGAAACAGGCAAUUGUGGAGUUUAUUUCUCCACCACACUUGGUUGUUACACAUACAUACGCAAGUUAGUGGAGCCAGAACACGGGAUGUCGAAGCUCUCUUUUCGGGCGAGGGCCCUGGAUCCCUCAAAACCCCUACCAAUAUACCUGGCAGAGGAACUACCAGACCUGCCGGAGUAUUCUGCCAUCAAUCGGGCUGUGCCCCAAAUGCCCAGUGGCAUGGAAAAGGAAGAGGAGUCUGAGCAUCACUUACAACGUGCCAUAUGUACUGGCCUUAUUAUCCCCACUCCUGAGGUAUUCCAAACCGAUCCGGAAUUCUAUGAUAGGAACUAUCCAAAAGAUUACAAAAUGCCACGCCAGUUGAUUCACAUGCAGCCGUUUAGCAUGGAACAGGAUAUUCCAGACUAUGACAUGGACAGUGCCGACGAGUUGUGGGUUAACUCUCGUCUGGAUCUGAAUCCCUACAAAUUUGAGCAAAUGAUGGACCGUCUGGAGAAAAGUUCUGGGCAAACGGUUAUUACGCUAAACGAGGCGAAGGCUUUACUUAAGCAAGAUGACGAAAUCAGUAUUGCAGUAUACGAUUAUUGGCUUAAUAAACGACUUAAAACGCAACAUCCUCUGAUUCUCUCUGUAAAAACGGAAAAUCGUGGUGGACAGACAACCAAUAAUCCUUACUUGGCAUUUAGGAGACGUACCGAAAAGAUGCAGACAAGGAAAAAUCGGAAAAAUGACGAGGCUUCGUAUGAGAAGAUGCUCAAAUUGAGACGGGAUCUCAGUCGCGCUGUUACUCUCCUGGAGAUGAUCAAGAGACGCGAAAAGGCAAAACGAGAGCACAUGCACCUCAGUAUUGAGGUAUUUGAGAAAAGAUACCAAGUACGCGAUUUCAGUGGGCAUCUUCUUGCCGAAUAUUCCUCAAAUGCUUCAAAAAAUACAAGGUCUGCUUUCACUCCACUUCUUGGCAAUCAAUACUCACACAUGACUGGAACACAUUCAUCUUCUUCGGCGGCGUCCAUAUGGACCAACUCGAACAACAUGGCCUACUCAACGCAGUAUCCUGGCAAUCAUCAUCAUCACCAUCAUCACUCGCAAAUGUUUGGUGGUGUGAAGAAUGAGCUAGAUAUGAGUAUUAAUAUGAUUGCAAAUAGCAGUGGAUCAUCCAGGAAGGAGAAGAGACAGUACAAGAAGAGGAAGCACAAAUACAUUCCAAGGAGUCAACAAGGAAGCAGCUCAGCAGCUGCAGGAAGUUCAAUUCCAGGUGGUGGUGGUGAUUCACUUGUAUCAUCAGAAGAUGAGGAUUUGUUGUACAGUCUAUCCCAUGGUGGGACACCGGAGUCUGAAGAUGAGGGUCUCUACACCUUCAGGCGAAACCUCAACUGUCAAUAUAAGAAACCAAUUCAGAAUGGUGUCGGAGCAUGGGCGCGUGCCUCACGUGCUCGGAUGUUUUGCCCUGAGUACCGAUGUAAGUUCACAUUGGGUGCCCUGAGAUCCCAUGGGCGCGGUGACUUCAUCCGGAGACGAGUAGGUCGUGGGGGUAGGAUUGUAAUUGAUAGACUAACAAGUGACAUUGAUGAUGUUUGGUCGAAGCUGGAUUAUACAAUUUUCGACAGUUGGCAAGCACAAAAGGAGGCUGAUCAGCCGAUUGUGGUGAAAAUUGAGGAUGUUGAGAAUCGCAGUGAGGAGACGGUAUGCAAUGGGGCACAGGAGGUGACAGUAUUGAAGAAGGAAAGUGAUACAGUGACAAAUCAUGUUAACAGUGAAAGUGAAUGUGAGCGGUUAGAGUGGUGUGAUCAGGAUAUUCAGGACUACAAUGAUAUAGUACCUCAAAAUGUGCGCGAAAUGAUGCGAACGGGUGAAUUUACGCAGGACUCUCUACCGUGCUACAGACCAAUGAGUCUGGAUAUUCGGUCGCACACAAUGACCCCCGUGGCGGAGCUCGAAGAGAGAGACUAUCAAGUGGAGAUUCAAGCCAUUGAGGAUAGGAGUUUACCAUGUGAUCUUCUUCUCUCAGACAGCAUUUUCUACCCGUCAUCCCUGAAUUUUGAUGAUCUUUCAAGCACUAUUGAUCUCACAAUGGACAGAGAUUUGGCUCUGUCGGCACUCACAGAUGAUUUGCCUGAUUCUGUGCCAGAAACAACAGUGGGGUGUUCCCAAUUUACAGUGACAGACGUUUCGGGUCCGCAAAAAGUUCACGAGACACCCAGCAAAGCUGCUGCUACCGGUCUAAGAACUUUUCAAAGUGUUUCCACCGCCGAUAGAAUGGAAACGGAGCAGACAAUCGCUGAUACGUCCAAUGAUAGUGAUGAUGUUCCCCUUGUGGCUUAUCAGAUUGAGUCACAAGCAGCAGCUGCGGCUGCAGCAGCUGCUACCAUUGGGUCGAGUCCGUCAACUUCGGCCAUCGUCUUGGGACUCCCAACGUCCUCCAGGGGUGUGCUGAAUGGCUCCAAUGAAAGCAAAAAUGUGUAUUCCAAUUUUUUCCGGAAAUGCGACGUAUUUUUUUGAUCACUUACAGUUGUGGCGAGAAGCCGAAGUCUAUUCCACGCCACAUCGUCCAGCGGCGGCGGCGGUGGGCAACCCAGUAUGAUGACUCUGACACAGGCUCAACCACAAAUCUUUCUUACGCAUCAGCCCAUUUUUCAGGGCACCAACAAGGGGGCAAUGUGUGUCACCACAUCGCCGCAGCAGAAGGUGAUGGUGGCACAAGCAAAGAGUCGCUACAGUACCCUUGGCUCAGCCGCCAGUGGGGCUGGUAUGAAAGCAAAUUCAAUGGGAAUUGGCAUUAAGAGCAGUCAACAAAGUGAUGGGGGUACAUCGACGACAAUCGGACACCUGACAACUACGGCAGAUGGGAAGAUCACAACGAUAAAAUCCCAACCAGCUCGUGGGCUCAAUAUGGUGAUCGAUAUGGAGAGAAAGAGAAUAAUGUAUGCAAAUUUGAAGAAUAGUAAUGUUGCUGUGACCACAGGACAACAAUUUGUAACGCAAAUAAAUCCAAGGAUGGUGAAUAUUGUACCUAUUCAGCAAAUAAAAACACAAGGUGAACUCCAAGGGGUUCAACCGGGAGCAUCGGGAUCAGCAUCUGUCGUCACAGCCGCCACUGUAUCACCGACAUCGGUUAAUAGCAGUGCCAACACGGGCAGAUGAAAUGGUGCACCAUCACCUUGGUAUCGUCGUGUCUCAUCACAAAAGUGAGAGUGAUGAUUUUACUUAUAAAUAUGUGUUCUAUGUAAUUAUCUCUCAAUAAUUCUAGAGAAAAAGUGAAUUAAAGAAAGAUACAAGAA
Molecule: messenger RNA, 3449 nt
Organism: Lutzomyia longipalpis
Lineage: Eukaryota; Metazoa; Arthropoda; Insecta; Diptera; Psychodidae
Gene: E(Pc)
Product: enhancer of polycomb homolog 1
Exons: 8
Coding region: 259-2670 (803 amino acids)
Biological process (GO): regulation of transcription by RNA polymerase II
Cellular component (GO): piccolo histone acetyltransferase complex
Source: RefSeq, a predicted model, not a curated record